AUCUUCUUGCUCUUGGAUAGUGGAAGAGCUGGCGCCAAGGAAAAACAGGGGCCUUCAUUGACAAUGCCAGUCCGCUUGGUCUUCAUCGUCUCUAUCAUCAGGUGUCCUUUUUUUGCUCACCACCAGGAAUGGGUCUUCUUUGAUCAGAUGAAAGGGUGAGGAGGAACAAUCACUGAUAGGGCUUGAUUAAUGUGCACAAAUGAGCAAGAACAAUAUGAAGACGUCAGGUGGAAACCUCUUUUCGGAAUUGGCAUUGGCUUUAAGACGAACCAUGAGCCCGGGAAGAAGUGCCUCUCAUAACAAGCACCAGACCCACAACCAUUGUGUGGUGAACCCGACUCAGUCCGAAACUAGUGACCGGACAGAAGACAGUGCUCCCGCUCUCGCCGAUCAAACCCAUCCCAAGCCAAUGGCCUCAACUUCGGUCGACGAAUUGGCCAAAGAGAUGGCCUCGGGGUUAUCAGAUAGUGUAAUGGACGAUCUGCGGAACAAGCCCAUGCCUAGUGCCGAUGAGAGCUCCAGAACCUCACCUAAGCGAACUCAUAGUAAGAAGAAAGUGAAACGGAAACGAAGCAACAAAGCCGCGGUAGCUCCCAAUGAACCAAGAACGGCGACAGAUAUUCAUCCUGAACUGACGUUAGAAAAAUUGAAAGAACCCUUUCAGCGCCCACGGCACGGUCCCACCCGACAAUCCUCAGUCACUGACAACGGCGUAGAAGCCCUCGAAAUCAAUACCAUGUUUGAUUUUGUUCCUCCGGGACGGAAACCGGUAUUUCGAGAAGGGCGCCGAUCAACCGUCCAUCAUAUCUCGUUGAGACGAAGUUCCAUCGCGGUCAUGGCAAACCAAGCCCGCCAAAAAGAGCGACAAAACAUGGACUUUUUCGGCUCCAAACGGUUGGAGCCGCAGAGCCUCUCUGCCGUUCAUUACCUGGCCAUCUCACCCCCACGGAUUAGAAUUACCGAAGCUCAUUGCACUACCUCACCCGAAAAUGAGAAGCAAUCCAACUCCACGCCCGAUCUCAAUGAAAGUGACCCGCCGUCAUCGCAAAUGAAGAAAGAUGCUUUUGAGACCGGCACCACCAAGGCGGCGUCGUGUCAAUCCCCUCGGCCUCAAUGUCAUCAACCUCGGCUUAAACAAAGGCGACGUUUGCUCAAAAGUGUGGACCGGUCAUCUUUGGAAAGUAAUACCUCCAGCAUUCUUCACGAGGAACAAGAAGAGGAUCUCGUGGAGUACGAGGAUGCAGCAGGAGGCUGUGCUUCCUCCAAGUUGGCCUCCGCCACGUCCCCAUCGACAAACCUCACCAACCGUGAUGUCGAAGAGGCUCCCGAGGAAAACCCGAAAAAGGUCAACCCCAAGGAUGGAACAUUUGUCAAACUCCAUUCGCAUAGUAGUUCGAAUAACUCCAUGAGCAGUGCCUCACAAAGACGUUCCAGCGAUGAGACCCUCUCCUCCAAAAGCCUUUGGUCUUGUUCAGGUGGCACCGUCUCGACCAGCACUCGAAAUACUUCAUUUGACACAUCUGUGGAUGACAUGGACUCAAGACGAUCAAGUGACGUGACCAGCCGACGCUCGAGCGAAGACAUCUUCUAUCGCUCCUCUGACGGACCACCACAGACCAACAGCACUACGUCCACAGCCAUUCCCUCGGCCUUCGCGGGAGAAGGCCAUUUCAAGGAAUCGUCGCCCAUGUCACCAAUUUCUGAGGCCUCGACGACUGGCUGUUCCAUGCAGAAUAGACGCGCUUCGUUAACAUUGCUAGUGGGGACCAACUCAGGGGCUAAUACUUUGCCGAAGAAUACCACCGCGUGUUCGACGGUGUCCAAUGACAAAGCCGAGGCACACGAGCAUUCCCUGAAACCAAGUCUCGUUACUGGGGGUCACAACCGUGGAUGGAAAAGUGCCUCUCCUCACAGUCCAUAUCGUAGCCGCAGUUUACGGUUUGUAGGGAAUCAUUCCAAGAACUCGCUAUGGCACAAACGACCUAGCCCGAUUAGACAUAGUUUGGACUUGGUGGAUGGUCCUAAUGCUACGGAGGACAGCUUUGAUGUGGAUCACACGAUAUCCCCGGGCAAAAAUCCACUGGAAGGAUACUCGCCUGGCUUGGUGCUUCAAAAUACAGGCCUUCACAACCGCCGAGAGUCGUUUUUGUACCGAUCCGAUUCGGAUUAUGAGGCCACAUCCCCCAGAUCGAUUUCUCGAGCCUCGAGCAUUGCCAGUGAGGCAGGAAAUGCGGGACACGUGGAGGACUUGAUCGUCACACCAUUUGCCCAAAUUCUUGCCAGUCUCGGAACCAUUCGGGCCAACUACAUCUUUCUGACCAAAGUCCCGGCCAAGAAUCGCAAUGAGAACAAGACUCCCUCUCGAGAGUUUGGCCCCUCUCUGGGUCCACUUCAAGGUGGAGCAGGUAGUUCCAAUAUCAAUCAUUCUGCUGGAACAGGAGCCCCGUCGAGUACCUCGUCAGCAAACAAGUCUCUGUCAGAUGACGUUUAUAUGCGCACGGCUGUGGAGACCUUGGAGGAAUUGGAUUGGUGCCUGGAUCAACUGGAAUCCAUCCAAACGCAUCGAUCCGUAUCAGAUUUGGCCACAAGCAAGUUCAAACGAAUGCUCAAUAAAGAGUUGAGCCACUUCUCAGAGACGAGUCGCUCGGGUAAUCAGGUCUCCGAAUAUAUCUGCUCCACUUUCUUGGAUAAAACUCAGGACGUGGAUCUGUCCUCGUAUCACCAUCCUCAAAGCAAAACGUUCUCGAACAACGUUCCAAGUGGAUCCGGGACCAAUUCUGGGACCCUUGAGGACCAGAGUAACGUGGUCGUAGAGGAGGAAGAUGAAGACGAAACACCAGAACAGAGGGUCCCAAACAACCUGGAUCCCAACGAACAGGAUGUGUCCGACCACGAGAUGUCGAAAACUGAAAAUGGACAAUCGCCCAAUUCACUGGCCAAGACCACUUCUCCGUCCAAUACGACGGCCAUUGAACUCAGUUGGAAGAUGGGGGGUGACAAAAUCAUCACUGCGGAACAAAGUCGAAUCCGGAAGGCCUCUAUGGAAUCAUUUUCAAUUGACCCCGAAGCUCUGGAUAAGCAUUUGGAGAUGAUCAAUCAAUGGGGCCUCAACGUCUUCAAAACCGGGGAAAUGGUCAAGAAUCAGCGAGCCCUCUCCUGCGUCACUUUUCGGAUAUUUGAGGAAAGAGACCUGAUGACCUACUUCAAGAUUCCAGCCGACACGUUGAAGAGUUUCCUAAUCACGCUGGAGGAUCACUACCUCAAGGAUAUUCCGUAUCACAACCACUUUCACGCGGCCGAUGUCACUCAAUCCACCCAUGUUCUGUUGAACUCGCCCAAUUUGAAGUGUGUGUUCUCAUCGUUGGAGACAUUCGCCGCCAUCUUCGCUUCCGCUAUUCAUGAUGUGGACCAUCCCGGAGUCACGAACCAGUACCUCAUCAACACUAGUUCGGAACUGGCUCUCCUCUACAAAGACGAGUCUGUGUUAGAGAACCAUCAUUUGGCUGUGGCCUUCAAGCUGCUCCAACAACCCGGCUGUGACAUCUUGAUCAAUUUGACGGUCAAACAAAGGCAAAGCUUCCGGAAGAUGGUCAUCGAUAUGGUCUUGGCCACGGACAUGUCCAAGCACAUGUCGCUCCUGGCCGACCUGAAGACCAUGGUGGAAUCCAAGAAGGUGGCCGGAUCGGGGGUCAUUCGCUUCGACAACUACAAUGAACGAAUCCAGGUGCUUCAAAAUAUGGUCCAUUGUUCGGACCUGUCCAAUCCUACCAAGCCCUUGGAUAUCUAUCGUCAGUGGGUGGAUCGAAUCAUGGAGGAGUUCUUCCGUCAAGGGGAUCAAGAACGAGAGGCGGGACUCGAAAUUUCGCCCAUGUGCGAUCGAUAUAAUGCCACCAUCGAAAAAUCACAGGUUGGCUUUAUUGAGUACAUUGUUCAUCCCCUGUGGGAAACCUGGGCGGAUUUGGUUCAUCCUGACUCAUCACAUAUCUUGGAAAUGCUGGAUUGCAACCGCCAAUGGUAUAGCUCGAAAAUUCCCCAUUCUCCCACCGAUCCGUAUCAGGAUGAAAUGCGCGAAGAGAGCAACGAGGAAGACGACGACGAGGGGGACGACGAGGAAGACGAGGAUGGUGAGGGCGGAGACGAUUCCACGAGUGGUGCCAAUCGCACGAGUCCCACGAGUUCGGAGAAUUCUUCAUCUUCGGAAGGCGCGGAUCACGUAGAUGAGAGCGGAAACAUUCGGUUCCACAUCACCAAAGACAGUCCAGUCCAUGAAACCCAUGGUGCCAAUGGGUUAUGAGUCAUGAUAAACCUGUUGUUGUUGUUCUUCUUCUUCUUCUUCUUCUUGUUGUUCUUCUGCGCCAGCGAUCCUCUUCUUCAAAGCAAAAGCGCACAAACCAAUAUCAAAAAGCUUGUUCGAGGUGUGAAAGGCCCUUGGGCCCUUCUCGCCUGCUCUUCUUCCCCC
Molecule: messenger RNA, 4459 nt
Organism: Tigriopus californicus
Lineage: Eukaryota; Metazoa; Arthropoda; Copepoda; Harpacticoida; Harpacticidae
Product: cAMP-specific 3',5'-cyclic phosphodiesterase-like
Exons: 14
Coding region: 200-4294 (1364 amino acids)
Biological process (GO): signal transduction
Cellular component (GO): perinuclear region of cytoplasm; cytosol; nucleus
Molecular function (GO): 3',5'-cyclic-AMP phosphodiesterase activity
Source: RefSeq, a predicted model, not a curated record